Messenger RNA from Seminavis robusta, 3588 nucleotides. Lineage: Eukaryota; Bacillariophyta; Bacillariophyceae; Naviculales; Naviculaceae. The record is from the annotation of a GenBank genome assembly.
AUGGAGCCUCUUGCUGAUCGUGUGCCGACAUUAAGGACUGCCGAAGCGGCUCCUAUGGCACCAAGGAGGAGAGCCUCGUCCAGCCGAAAGACAAGAAGCGCUCUUGAAUGGAGAAGCGACUUGAUGGGAAUUUACUCCACCCUUUUUCACAAGCGUUCCAAUGGAAUUGAAAAGACUCUCCGUGCACACUGCCAAGAGAAUGAAAACAUUGUCUUCCCUGCUCAGUACAAACGAAUUGCAGCUAUCUGGAAUGAGCUAAAGCUUGAACAAGAUCUCUCAUCAGGAGUCAAUCCAUCCAACGAAUCUUUUGUGUCAAAAAUCAAUGGUCGGUUUCCAGAAAAAGCAGCUACCCAAAACUCUUCCGUAGCAAAUGCUGACUCUGACGACGAAGAGGCCACUAGCAAUGUGACAACUUCUCGAGUGAGAACAAACAAGAACACAACGCGGACAGCUCAGCAGUGGAAAGACCUGCUUUUAGACCUUUUCUUUUUCCUUUCAAGUGCCAAAACAGGCAACCGGAAAGAAUCAGUUCGAUCUUAUUGUGUGAAAAUACUCCACUCGGAACAAUCCUAUCGUCGUGUUCAUGAAAUUUGGAAAGCACUGGGACUGGAUAAAGAUCUAGAGAGUGAUGUAUCCCCAUCGGAUGGUCUGAUCAAAGCAAAGCUACAAGAAAGAUUUGGAGCGGACGAACAGUCUGACAAAGAAAACAACAACAAUGGACGGGACCUACGCCCCUCAUCUAAUUCAUAUUUCGAUCGGUAUGAAGAGGACUUGCUUCGAGAGUGUGUUGCUGGAUUUGCCAGGGCUGGGUUUCCUCUGGAAAAAUCGAACCUGAAGACUGUGGCCGACAACUUUCUCAAAGCGGAUGGAAUCGACACAAGCGGCAACGGUGGAAUUAGCAAUGACACCAACGAGCGAAUCUACAAAGAAGGAAGCAUGAAAGCAGUUUCGAAUGUAAAUCCGAUUGAUCCACAGAGAGCAGCACAGGCAGAGCCUCAUGUCUUAAAUGCGAUGUAUCAUCAGCUCGACAAUUGGAUUGCCAUCGCUCAUGAGGUAAAUCCUACAGCGUGGCCAGAAGACCGAUAUGCUAACAUUCCACCAAGUAGGAUCUACAAUACUGAUGAGCAGGGACCAAAUCCAACAGCACUGCGCAACCCAGUUUUGAUUCCAAAAGAUAUGCUUGACCAAAGGUCUCGGCUUUUCCAGAAUACGAGAGAGGGAGAUGGCAAGAUGCAGUUCCAUUACAGCGUGGCAAACAUCGUCCGAGCCGAUGGUGUGCAAUGCCAUCCCCAUGAAUCUGUAGAGGGUGCUCCGGCUCCGUACGUGUUGAUAUCUGAUCCCUCCAGUGUCUGUGAGUUGGAUAAUAUGGACAAGGCUAGUCGCGACAGGCUACUUGCGAACCAGACGGAAGAUAACACAACAUUCACUCUCAACCCAUCAGUGCUUGAAGGAUGGCACGAUCAAUAUCAACUUGGAAAGAAAGACACAUUGGUGAACAAAUUUGGGUUUCAAAUUCGAACAACACCGACUGGAAGUAUGCUGAAGCGAACGUUCUACGACUUUAUUCUUCACUUUGUCCAACAGCUUCCACAUGACCAAGGUGCCAACGGGCUUGGAGUUGUUCUAUUCCUUGACUGGCACUGUUCAAGAGAGUGCCCGCAGUCGCUGCUUACAACUUUUUUUGAGCACAACGUCCUCUUAUUUGUGCUUCCGUCCAAAACAAGCAUCUGGGCACAACCCUGUGACAAUGGAAAGAAUGAAUUAACAGCAAAGCACAUCGCAAUCACUGCUCACAACAUGGGUUUGAUGAUCGGUACACCUCUCGACUACAUUGAUGCCAACAAAAUCUUCCGUGGGGGCCUUGAAAUGAACUGUCUGGAGCAAAACGAUGAGCUCCGGAGGACCGGAACGAAUGCAGUUGUGUCUAGUUUCAAAAAGACAGGUCUCUAUCCAAUCGACUACGACAAUGAAGGAUGGCAAUCGGCGUUCCAAAACUUUAGCAAACUGAAUCAGCUAGUGAGGCAACAGAAGCAAGAAGCUGGAGAGAUUUUGCCGCAGAUUGUGUGGGUUUCGAAAGCAAAGACUUUGGACAGUCGUGAGCCAUUAUCAGCAGAAGACGAAGAAGCCAUUAGGUCAUUUUUGACAGCCGACGACUUUCUUGUUAGGGGCGGAGCAAACAGCGACGAGGACAGUGAGAAUCAGCACCCUCUUUCAAUGGAGAGGAUGCCUCUCAUUAUCUUGGCAAUGGCAAUUGGUGAUCAGAUGAUAGGAGAAUAUGCCCAUGAUGUGGAUAGGGACGUUGCAGCUCCUCCGGUUGCAAACACGUUCGUUGAAUCGGUAGCUCUUAAACUGAUCGAAUUUGUGGCAGUCACUCACGACAACAGAGUUGAUACAACUUGCACGUUGAGCAGUGAAGCCAUUGCACGCGACAAACUCAGAACCAAGCUUUCUUUGCUGCAAUUCGGCCACGCGAUUACACUGCGAAAGAAAGCUGAGACGGAAGUACCACUCAAUCUGAUGAAGCAAACACCGCAACGGUUCAUCGUUUUGGAUAAUGAAAGAAGAUCAAGUCGGAAUAUGAUUCCAAUGUCCGUCAAUGAAAUCCUUGACACGUGUUUUGAUGCUAAAGAUGACCAGCGGUACUCCUUGACGGUCAAAGAUCGGGUCAAGUGUCGCAGAAAGGCUCGAGUCGCAAGGAAGAAGCUGAAUGAAUCGAUGUACGGCGAAGCGAAGGAAGAAGCAAACAAUCGUCGACUGAAGCGGAAUGUCGACGUUUUCACGUCAAACCUUGCUCUAAAGAGACCGAGGUUUGCUAAUCAGCUCAAAGCAAUUCUCGAAGAGGAAGAAGGCUUUGACAUGACGGAACUGUACCUUGAAAUGGAGAAAGUUGUGCUAGAGCCAUACUCGGAUUCGAUUGCUGUAACUCGAGGUGACACUUCGAAACAAAUCGACGUUACGGUUGUGGGCACCGACGUGUCUGCUGUCAGUCACAAGAUGGAAACUACACUCAUGAAGACGAUUGUUGAGCUUAAGAAGACUGGCGAUAAAUCAAAGCGACGCAAAAGGAGGAGGAAAGCUGGACAAUCCACACACUUAGGCAAAUCAGGUGUGGCUGUCGGCAUUCUCAUUCAACGACAACACAAAGAGGAAGAGCUCAAGAUGACUGAAAAGCAAGAAAAGAGUAUCUUGGAUGAGCUAGAUCGGUUGAAGUCGCUCUUGUCAAAGACAAAUGAGUUGGUUGUGUCGAUGCCGGGCAACUAUUGGAAAUACGACAAAGUAAAAGGGAAAAGAAGAGAGGUGUUGGCUCGGUUGUUUGGUGUCUAUACUUCCAAAGCUAAAGCUGAUGAUCUAUCAUCUGCAUUGAAGGCUUUGCAUCUUUCGGAGAAUUCUUUCCAGGCAAAGCUGAACGAGCUGAAGGUGUCGGUUGCUUCAAAGGAACGCAGCGUCGCUCCUAUCAUUGCAAAGAGGCGAGAGCAAGAAGAUUUCAUUGCAAGCACUGCUGAUUACGCUGAUGCUCCUGCUGAGCCAACAACAGCAACAAUGGGGGCAUUGGAUGACGAGGACGAUGAUAGUGAUAUUGACGGCUAG